CAUAUGAGGGGCGGGGCACUAGUGAAUGACGUCAGUGUGACUGACUCUCUUAUUGGCAUUGUGUCUUACACUACUGGCACUCUCGCUCUUUCCUGGCACUGCCACUCAGCCUCUACAGCAGUACUACAACCUUGAGUGUGUGUGAGUGCCAGGCACCGGCACUCUCCUGGCUCUGCGGUGCCGUGAAAGAUAGAAAUCAAUGAGUUGGUUCUUGCUACACGAGAUACUGUUUUGUGCCUUUAUUUGUGCUGCUGGGCUCUAGAUCCCAGGUUUUGGAGCUGUCCUCCCACUCCUAGGAUUGACCUUUGAUAUACCGCACCCACAAAAACCACCAGUGGUGUACGACCCAUAGAGGUUUAGCACUUCCUCACAAUUGUAAUCAUCUGUAAAGUAACCUGUAAAGAAAGAGUGGAUGAUGUCUAGCUACCAGGAUGACAACAGCAUACCUCUGGUGGAUGAUGACCCAUCAGUGGUGUUGGAUGAUGAUCGGACAGCAGCCUCUGAAAUAUCCGACUCCACUCGAGGUCAGAGUUUGGAAUCUAUUCCAUCUGCAUACACAAAUGGAUCCAACAGUCCUCUGCACAACAUUGUUUCAGGCUUUGGGCUAGACAUGUCACCUGAUGAGCAGGAGGAGAAGGCCCGCCUCAUUGCUCAGGUGCUGGAGCUUCAGAACACACUUGAUGAUCUCUCUCAGCGUGUUGAUAGUGUUAAGGAAGAAAAUCUUAAACUUCGCUCUGAAAAUCAGGUGCUUGGCCAGUACAUAGAGAAUCUCAUGUCUGCUUCAUCAGUGUUUCAAUCUACAUCACCUAAAACCAAGAAGAAUAAGCAGUGGCGCCAAUUUGAAGCUUGAGAUGUAUGGGAAGUUUCCACAGAGCCACGUAACCACCUUACUGCUGAGAUCAAUGAUCUGAACGUUUGCUGUAGCUGUCAGCCAUGUUGACUCAUCAGUGAUGCACUUCAGUUAUAUGCAGCAGUCACUACACUCUUCACUAUACAAAAAUAUUUUAAGGUUAUAUUAUAGCUUUAGUAUGAAAUUGUUUUGGUAUUAGUUAUUUCAAAAGACUAAUAUAAUAAUAAUACAGUAUUAAGAUUGAAUAGUAUAUACUACUACAGUGCUGUUCUGUAUGGUAGUGGUGAUUUUUGUUUUGGCCAGAGCAUUGAAUAAUCUUCCCAGUCCAAGUGCUUAUCAUUUGUAUUCAGUAAUGUAAUCUAAAUUUCCAUGAUUAUGUUCCCAAUGACUUUCAGUAAAUUAAAAUAGCCACAGUUUCUAAUAAUGUGUUGAGUGUUAUGACUUAAUUGGUCAAUUUAUUACAUUCAUGGAGUGCUAAACCCAUAGAUCACACAGCACCUGGGGUAAGUGGAGGUAAUAGUGUUCAGUUCAGAUCCAUUUUCUUGGAUCAAGAACCCUCCACCCCUGUUCUGAGGGAAAUUUUCUUCUGAAAGUGAUAAUUUGUUAAUAAGUGACUAUGAUAUUGUAAAAGUAUCAGGCUUCUUAAAUUAUCAGUUUACUAAAUCCAAAAGGGUCUUACAGUGCUAAGGCUCCUUAAACAAUACAUCAAUUUUUAGUUUCCUCUUUUAGGAUUUAAUAAAAUUGUGUAAAUGAUAAA
Molecule: messenger RNA, 1607 nt
Organism: Cherax quadricarinatus
Lineage: Eukaryota; Metazoa; Arthropoda; Malacostraca; Decapoda; Parastacidae
Product: short coiled-coil protein homolog
Cellular component (GO): trans-Golgi network
Source: RefSeq, a predicted model, not a curated record